AUGAACGCAAUCUCUUCACUCACCAUUGACAGGGAGGUGCGUUACUCAGCUCUCAUAUCGUCCACCGAUGUCAACCCUGAGUUCCUCAAAGUCGUCCAGAACAUCAAAAAGUUCCCAAUGGGCGUGGACUUGUGUGGAUCUACCUUAAUUGCGUCUUCCUCGUACGAAGAAAUUGACGAGUCACCCGCGUAUACUUGGACAACUCUGAUCUCAAACUUGGGCGGCAACUUGGGCUUCGUGGGCGUGUCGCUGAUCACCUUCUUCGACGUGGUCUACUACUUAUUCGACGUGUUCCUGAUCCUGCUGUGGCCGCGCUGCUACGACGUCUCGGAGGGCGUCACCAAGUCCGUCGCUCCCGUCAAGAAAAUUCCGAAGAAAAUCAUAAUCUUGGCCGGUCCUCCGGAACAGCUGCCACACGGAAAGCCUGUCAAGAAGCGCCCGCUGAGGUCAAAUGUCCGAUGGUCUGAACGCUUCAACCAAGUCUUCAUGAGCCAGUGA
Hyalella azteca is the source of this 498-nucleotide messenger RNA. RefSeq lists its product as uncharacterized. Bases 1 to 498 code for a protein of 165 amino acids. Gene Ontology annotation, biological process: sodium ion transport. Gene Ontology annotation, cellular component: membrane. Gene Ontology annotation, molecular function: sodium channel activity. The transcript has 4 exons. The record is from RefSeq and is a predicted model, not a curated record. Lineage: Eukaryota; Metazoa; Arthropoda; Malacostraca; Amphipoda; Hyalellidae.